Papilio xuthus (Asian swallowtail) is the source of this 985-nucleotide messenger RNA. The record is from RefSeq and is a predicted model, not a curated record. Lineage: Eukaryota; Metazoa; Arthropoda; Insecta; Lepidoptera; Papilionidae.
UAACACUAACUUGAUUGUCAUUAUCUGUUUGCGAAUGACAAGUGCCAAGUGCUCAUUAAUUUCUAGAUUUUAAAAAUUUGAAGCCUCAACAUGGCGAAAAGAAUAGCACAGAGCUCCGUAAACUGGGCAGCGCUGGCUGAGAGGGUGCCAGCCGAGCAGAAAGUCUACCUCGCCGCUUUCAAGAUCAAGUCCGACGGAUACCUUCGUAGAGUGCUGGCCAACCCUCCUGAACCUCCAGCGAUCAACUGGAGUGUGUACAAACAGUCGGUGCCCAUCCCCGGCAUGGUGGACAAAUUCCAAAAGGAAUAUGAAGCGCUCAAGAUCCCCUACCCAGCAGACACCAUGAGUGCCCAGGUUGAUGCCCAGUGGAGCCAAGUCAAGAAAGCUAUUGACCAAUUUGUGCAGCAGUCCAAUGCUAAUAUUGCUACCUUUGAGAAAGAAGUUGCAGAGAUCAAGGCUCUGUUGCCAUAUGACCAGAUGACGAUGGAGGACUUCCGCGACGCAUACCCAGAUUUGGCGCUAGAUCCCAUCAACAGACCUACCUUCUGGCCCCACAACCCUGAGGAGCAACUGGACUAUGUUGACCCGGAGAACAAGGCUGCUGAGGCCCACCACUAAACUGGUCAUAACUUGUAUGAUGUCAAGAUGACAGGAAUAAAACCCUGCUCCAUAUAUUAAACACUCACAACUCAGGGAUGACCUUAUAUACAGGUUUUCUGUAGGUUUCCACUGCUAAACAGCUGCAUAAAACAUUUUGUCAUCAUAUUUUCUUUGAGAAACAAAGAUAAUGUUUUUAAACAGAUGUUUUUGUGGUGGAAAUGCAGUUAAAUACUGUUUUCCCAGUCUAUGUCUGAGCUAGAAUAGUAUGUCAACAAAUUAUAAGCUAUUUAAAUAAAGUAUGUAUCUUGACAUUGUACAAAUGUUUGUGGUUAUGCAAUUGUAUAAUUUAUGUUGUAGGAAUAAAGCGAAUAAACAAAUUAUGUUA